Octopus bimaculoides (California two-spot octopus) is the source of this 4373-nucleotide messenger RNA. RefSeq lists its product as uncharacterized. Gene Ontology annotation, molecular function: ATP binding; protein kinase activity. Gene Ontology annotation, biological process: protein phosphorylation. The record is from RefSeq and is a predicted model, not a curated record. NCBI's taxonomy places the organism in Eukaryota, Metazoa, Mollusca, Cephalopoda, Octopoda, Octopodidae.
AGAAAUUUGUUGGGCGGGAACACUUAAUUAUACUGGUACCACUACUUGAAGAGUACCUUAUUUUAUCAACCCUGAAAGGGCCAAAAGUACAGUUGAUAAUGGUAGGAUUUGAACUCAGAACACAAAGAGGAUGAAACUGAGGAAUUUUGUUCACUGCUUUGUCAGCUCUGCCAAUCCACUGCUGUAAUAACUUUUAAUGAUUAUGACUUUUGAUGUUGGCGACCAUCGUAGUCCUUAAACGGAAGCUUCAUGGUCUCUCCCAUGAUCAGCUGGCACCAGAUGAUUGACGGUGACCUUCAGCUGGUAAACCUAUGACGGAAUGAUACAUGGAAGGUGUCCCUUGACUGAUCCUGUUGGAGUACCUGUGUUGCUUGACGUGGAACCUCAUAAGUCUAAUUUGGAGUCGGUUCGCCAGGAUGCCCUGCUUUGUCUCUAGAGCAGAUCUAUGGUCAAAAAAGAAGCUGGAGUUUGUCGUCCCGCCCCUACUGCUGUUAGCAGUGUUCGGAGACUACAUCACCACAGUCACCAGCAGCAACAGCACCACCCUCACACCCCUCCGCAGCAGCCCAGCCACCACCACCACCACCACCACCAUCACCACCACCAUCAUCAACAGCAGCAGCAGACUCAGCAGCUCCUGCACAGAUCUUCAGCUGCAGUUGCCAGUAACAGUAGCACUAUGACUACAGAAGACCUAAUCCAACCAGCUCAGGUUGUGAAAGACCGAUGGAAAGUGGUGCGCAAAAUUGGUGGUGGCGGAUUUGGAGAAAUAUACGAGGGGUUUGACCUAAUAACCAAAGAAUCUGUGGCCUUAAAGCUGGAAUCUGCCAAACAGCCCAAGCAGGUUCUAAAAAUGGAGGUAGCUGUACUGAAAAAACUACAAGGCAAAGAUCAUGUGUGUCGCUUCAUAGGUUGUGGCCGAACUGAGCGCUACAAUUAUGUUGUGAUGUCACUGCAAGGCAAGAAUUUAGCUGAGUUACGACGUAGCCAGCCUCGCGGUUGCUUCUCACUUAGCACAACUCUUCGACUUGGAUCUCAGAUCCUCUGGGCUAUAGAAUAUAUUCACGAAGUAGGCUUCCUUCACCGAGACAUAAAACCUUCCAACUUUGCCAUGGGUCGACUUCCACAUAAUUGCAAAAAGGUUUACAUGUUAGACUUUGGCCUGGCCCGCCAGUAUACAACCUUAAAUGGAGAAGUUCGACCACCACGUGCUGCCGCUGGCUUCCGGGGUACAGUACGCUAUGCUUCAGUAAAUGCACAUAAGAAUAAGGAAAUGGGUCGACAUGAUGACCUGUGGUCAUUAUUUUACAUGCUGGUGGAAUUCAUGGUUGGGCAGCUGCCGUGGAGAAAAACCAAAGACAAGGAGCAGGUGGGAACCAUGAAGGAAAAAUAUGACCAUACGCUUCUCUUGAAAAAUAUGCCAUCUGAAUUCCGCACGUUUCUUGACCACGUCAGUGAGCUGGACUAUUACGACAAGCCAGACUACAGCUUGUUACACAACCUCUUCGAUCAGUGCAUCCGGAGAAAGUCGAUUCGAGAGAGCGACCCUUACGACUGGGAGAAGCUGUCCGGCGACGGAUCCCUCGCCACUACUACCACAACGACAUCACCCCCAGUCGCUAUCAAACAGACCCCUGGAGCAAUACCUGCCCACCUUCAUGGACCACAUACUCCAGGUCAUGGUGCCACAGACGUGAUGGAUGAAAACUUCAGCUAUAACCAAGAAGAGGACCAUGCUGACACGAAGAAAGGAAACAUCGAUUUGAUUAUUGACAACCACAUGUACAAGAGUGAGAUGGAUAAUCGACUUCGUGAAGAACAGAAAGAAAGAAUGUGCCAGAAGAAACAGUUGGAGCAACUCGAGAAGGAUGAAUGGAAGUGCCGAUCUGAGCAAGGAAGCAAAGAGAUGAUUGUGGACAAGGCCGAGAUUCUGAAAGCUGACAAGGCUCAGCUGUCUAUUGCUGGGGGUCAAAAGUCUUCGUCUGACCUUGCUGUUCUCGACAAUCAGCUGCGCCAUAUUCUCAAGCCAACACCCGACGAUCCCGGCUGCAGUAAAUGCGAUUGCGUCAAGAGCACAUCAGAGAAGAAGGAACUGGGCGAGGACAAGGAUGUGCAGGCUGUUGAGGAGGAUCGGGGCAGCAAAGGUGCAGUGAGCAGCAAAGGUACGAAAGAAAGUGGCGAGGAAAAGAACGGCGAGACUCUCAUAAAAUUAUCCCAUAGUCCAAAAUCUCAUGGUGCUAUUGAACCAAAAGUAACAUCAGGUACCAAGACCCCUGUCGAGAGUCCCGAGAAAGACAAUACUCAAAAUCACUUCGAGAAGAACUCAAAAGCGGAGCACAUGUGCAACAUAACUGAGCAUACAAACCCAGUCAACCCACACCAGAUUCUCACAGUUAGUGGAGCACCAACUCAGGGAGAUGACAAAACUCAAACCCAUAUGGAUGCUACAAACGCAUUCAAUGAUGAAUUUGCCACAAAGGCUGCCCCUUAUACCGUAAUAAGUCACUGGAUUGGAAUAUCUGCAUUUGGUUCAAGCUCCGAAGAUGAACACGACCACGAUCACGACAGCGAACAUGGUAAUGACACCCGAGGACCAAGUGUUGAUAGUAAAUUAGUGAAAGUGCGUGAUAAAGUAAAAUAUUCCCACCAGAACACGCUAGCGGAUGAAGUAUCCAUCCGGCCAGACAGUGCAAAUCGGAACUCGAUGACAUUAUUGGAUGAUGGCAAAGACGCGUUCAACAUUUUAGCCUGCUCAGACGAAGCUGUUGACACCAAUGCAGUAGAUGCAUCGGCUGCUGUGAAAAAUAAAGAUGUGAAUGCAAUUAACUGGGAGGAAUCAAAAUUUUCUUUUCCAGAGGACUCUUCAGAGCACGCACUUCGAAGUAUUCCCCGAUCGUUUACCAUUCCUGAUGGAAAUGUCCAAUUUACUCCAUCAAGCCCUAGUAAAAUGCCUGAAAAACUUGUGAAAGAUAUUGGGAAUUUGAUAGGGUCACCACUAAAGCAUCCGUUCAGCGCAACAAGGCGCUUUUUAAAGGUUCGCAGCAGUCUAUCCGAUAAGAAAACUGGUUCACAAUCAAAGGGGGGUGUACUUGGGAAGCCCCCCUUAGCACAACUUACUGUUAAGUCUAGCCCCAAGCACCACAAACGAGGAGAUAGUGAUGUCGGUUUAAGUGACCACUCAGACUGUGCUGUGUCAAGAUUUUUACUAAGUCUAACGAAAGAUGACAAAGCUCUGGAUAAUAUUAGUGUCAGUUCUCUAGGGUCCAGGCCAGAUCUAGCUCUCGAUCCCGACGGGAAUUAUGUUUUGUCACCUGGGGAAGCCAGCGUAACUCUUACUUCACAGCAGGGUCCCUUUAGGAACAACGAGGAUUACGCUUCUUUGGCCGAUCCUCAUAGUGGCUAUACAGAGGACAUGUGUAGCAGGAAACAUUUCCGAAUAGGUGGUAGUAGGCAACGUUCUACAUCAGAAUCACGAAUUAGUAGAUCUCGGACUAAAAACAGUCAAAAAUUAGCAAUGACCAGUUCGUAUGAACAAGCUGUUGAUUGUUCUGGUAGCAAUGCCUUAAAACCUCUGGCUUCUUCUGAACAAGGAACAAGCUUCAGUCCUAAGCCUCCAGGCCAUGCGCCACGGAAACCCAUUGUUUCAGCAAGGUGGCGGCGUUACAAAAAGUCUCUCAGUACCACUUCCAUUACAGGCAAUGCAAGCCCCCUGUUGGUGGCUCCAGUUCACAGCCGGUAUGAGCCUGUACCAUCGCCACUGGCCACAGAUACCACCACUACUACUACUACUACUACCACCACCACCAACACAACCACUACUACCAUCAACAAUACUUCUUCUUCACCCUACCGGUAGUGUCCUGUCUGCACCCUACAGAAUGAUCCAGCGGUUAAAGAAAGAUUCCAACUUCUGAUAUGGAAUAAGUAAAAGAUUAUAAGAGUCCAAUUGAGUCAUCUGUAGAAAGUUGAUGAAAAAAAAAGAAGGAAAAAAAGAGCAUGAGAGAAAGAAAGGAAGGAAGAAAAGGGGACAAUCUGUUAAAGGAACCAAUAACAACAACAACAGCAACAUCAAUGAAAAUUAAGGCAAUGAUGGAGGAGGAGAUAGGGGGUUGGAGGAGGAGGUUCAGAAAGAAGGGAAAGAUGGAAGGAAGGUCAGCUAGUGAAGAACAACAACAACAACACAACCAGCAAUUAUUUGAAAGGGGGAGGGGACAAAACGCACACAAAAAUCAAAAGAAGACCAAUCACCAUAAACACUGCAUAACUACCACUACCACCACCACUGCUGCUACUACUACUGCUUCUUCUGCAACCUCUACCUGCACAAUUGCUUCUACACCACCACCACUACCACUGCCUCUACCAUUUCACUG